AUGCUGGGUAAUAUGAUAAAAACCCGUAUCCCAUAUACCGUUAUUUUGAAGAAUCAGUGUUAUAAUUUUUUAUCAAGAAAACAACUUUGGUAUAGUCAAUAUAAUAAUUUAAAAAAUCGAGAUUCGUUAAAUUAUCUUUAUGAGUUAUAUAAAUCAAUAGAAAGUUGUAAAAGUGGGCAUAUGUUAUAUAAACUUAGUAACAAAGCAUUAAAUUAUCAAAUUUUUGAUUUAUAUAUUUGGAGAUUAAUAGAGAAUAAAUUUUAUGAACUAAAUAAAGAAUUGACACCAAAAGAAUUAUCAUCAAUUAUCAAUCAUUUUAAACAAAUGAAAAUUAAUGAUAGUAAAAUAUAUGAAAAUAGUAUUGACAUAAUAUUAGCUUCAUUGUAUAAUUAUUCAAUACAUGACUUGUCUUUAAUAUGUUUAUCAUAUACUUAUUUUUACAAAGUAAAUAAAAAUUUUUUGAACAAAAUAUCAUCAGCAAUAAUUAAUUUAUAUGAACAAGAAAAAAAUAAUAUACAAAAUUUAACUAAAAGUCAGUUAAAUGAAUUAUUUAUUUCCUAUGUCCAUAUAAUUGGGGCUUAUAGUAAAAUACAGCACAAAAAUAUCGAUCUCUUUAAAGCAGCUUCAGUAUAUAUAUAUGAAGCUUUAAAUCUUGACAUAAAUGUGCCACCAAAAAUUAUUUUAAAAAUUAUAGACUCCUAUUCGAAUGUAAAAAUUAAGCACAGCAAAAUUUUUGACUUACUGGCAAAACAAAUACCUACCACUAAAAUCACUGACGAUGAAUUGAAGAACAUAAAGAGAAACUUGGACAACUUAAAAUAUUCCAACGAUACCCUUGAUAAAUACAUUGAGUAUCGAUUGUCUUAA
This is a messenger RNA of Plasmodium vinckei vinckei, 867 nucleotides long. RefSeq names its product conserved Plasmodium protein, unknown function. The transcript is spliced from 3 exons. Lineage: Eukaryota; Apicomplexa; Aconoidasida; Haemosporida; Plasmodiidae. The record is from RefSeq and is a predicted model, not a curated record. Bases 1 to 867 code for a protein of 288 amino acids.